Carassius auratus (goldfish) is the source of this 1070-nucleotide messenger RNA. Its product is annotated as cysteine-rich and transmembrane domain-containing protein 1-like. Bases 266 to 613 code for a protein of 115 amino acids. Gene Ontology annotation, cellular component: extracellular exosome. The transcript is spliced from 3 exons. Lineage: Eukaryota; Metazoa; Chordata; Actinopteri; Cypriniformes; Cyprinidae. The record is from RefSeq and is a predicted model, not a curated record.
ACGCGGUGCUGGAUAAGCAGUCAGCUGAUAUUACCGGGUGAAACUUUCCAAUGGGAGCCCGUUCGCCGCUGUCUACGUGACAUCACCGCACCGCAUCCGUACCGACUGAACCGAGAGGCAUAAUUUUGUUCGUGGUUGCAGCUUCAGCGGUUUAUGGCCGACUUCAGCGACUAAAUAAUAAGACAACACUGAGACUGAAAUAAAACAGAGGAAUUAUCAGAGCAAUUCGCUGAAAAGAACCUCGUUUUUCUUUCAAAGUGUGCAGAUGAAUUACGAGCAGCCUCCCCCGUACACAGGGCCUGGCCCCACCGCUCCAGGAUACCCUCCUCAGGGAUACCCCGCACAGCCGUACCAAGGAUAUCCAGUCAAUACUGACCAGCCCAACCCUGGUUACCCAAACUACCCUCCUGGACCCCCUGGGCCAUACCCGGUGCAGCCGGGAUACCAGGGGUACCCACAACCACAGUAUGGAGGCCCAGGGUAUGGGGAACCUCCUAAAAACACUGUGUAUGUUGUGGAGCAGGGCAGGCGGGAGGAUUCCGGGGACCAGGCAUGUCUUACUGCAUGCUGGACGGCAUUGUGUUGCUGCUGCCUCUGGGACAUGUUGACCUAAGAUAAUGAAGAAACCACUGUGAGGCCCUCCUUCAUUUGGAAAGAUCUUUCACUCCACAAUUUAAUCCUUAUUUAUGUCCGACUACUGAAAAAGUAAUCGCGAAGCAAAUAGAGCACUGUUUUGGUUGUAGCGUUCAUUUCCAGUAGUCCAACUCCAUGGACUGCGUUCAUUUCCAGUAGUUUUUAUUCCUUUAAUGAUGCACGAUAUGCACUGAGAGACUGAUUACAUGCAUUGCUCUUAUUUGUAGAAGCAUAUUAAACAGAAUGUCUUUUAUUAUUUGUCUUUUGAAAAUAAACCAGAUGCCAUCUUUAUUAAUGAAUGCAAACAUUGCAAUUUUGCCUGUUUAUAGACCAGAUUUGAUAAUCGAAUAUGGCCUUGAAUGUUUGAUCUGUCUUAAUAUGUCAAUCAAGGAGAAAGUUUGUUUCUAUUAAAUAAAAUAAUGGGAAAUAAGACGUCA